UCAUUUAGUUUUUUUUUCAGGUAUACAUUUCAAGUUAGUACUCCUCAAAUGGCUGUGCUUCUGCAAUUCAAUUCAGCUGAUUCAUGGACUUUAGGCCAAUUAAGAGAAAAUACGCAAAUUGAACAAUAAUUUCUUGUUCAAGUAAUCCAAAUGCUACUAGAAGCCAAACUACUGACUUGUGAAGACAAAACGAACGAUAUCACGCCAAUUUCAAUGGUAUCACUAAAUUUAGGAUAUAAAAAGUAAAUUUGUUAGUGCUUUUAUUAUUAAGUAGUUGCUAAAAGAUCUUUUUCUUUGUAACAAAAAACGUCGGGUAAACAUAAACUUACCAACGAAAACUGAACCAAAAAUGGAACAAGAAACCAUCGAUAAGGAUAUAGAAGGAAAUCGUAAAUUCUUAAUUCAAGCCGCAAUUGUUAGGAUUAUCAAGACCAGAAAAGUUUGCCAACACCAGCAACUGGUGGCAGAAGUGAUGGAUAAAUUAUUCUCAAAAUUUAAACCAAGGGUGGAAACUAUAAAGAAAUGUAUCGACAUUCUCAUCGACAAGGAGUACCUAGAGCGGAACAAUGGUCAAAAUGACGAAUAUAAAUACGUGGAUUGAUAUGACCAAAGAAUUAUGACUGAAUAAAUCCAUCCUCGCAUUUUGCGCCUUAUGUGUGAUUACUUUAUGUUUCUAUCAAUAAUGAGAGUACGUAGUCCUUGUGAUAAUCAUUCAGAAUUAUUAUAUUUGAUUAUUUUAUAUGUAG
Messenger RNA from Ceutorhynchus assimilis (cabbage seed weevil), 746 nucleotides. Lineage: Eukaryota; Metazoa; Arthropoda; Insecta; Coleoptera; Curculionidae. The record is from the annotation of a GenBank genome assembly.